CGCUCUGGAUAGAGGUCAAAGUCUUAUUAAGUCAGAAAGAAAUUUCCAAGGAAAACUUUGCAAGAAAAAUGGGCACCAAGGGGAAAGUUAUUAAAUGCAAAGCAGCCAUUGCCUGGGAAACAGACAAGCCCCUUUGCAUUGAAGAGAUUGAAGUAGCUCCCCCGAAGGCUCAUGAAGUUCGAAUUCAGGUAAUUGCCACUUCCAUAUGCCAUACUGAUGCCAACAGUAUUGACCCUAAAUUUAAGGAGGCUCUUUUUCCAGUGAUCCUUGGCCAUGAAUGUGCAGGAAUAGUGGAAAGUGUUGGGCCAGGAGUGACCAACUUCAAAGCAGGUGACAAAGUCAUUCCAUUCUUUGCACCUCAAUGUAAAAAAUGCAAGUUCUGUCUGAGUCCUCUCACAAAUCUUUGUGGAAAACUCAGGAAUUUUGAAACUCCUAAUAUUGAUCAAGAACUAAUGGAAGACAAAACCAGCAGGUUUACCUGCAAAGGAAAAUCAAUUUACCACUUCAUGGGAGUCAGUUCAUUCUCUCAGUACACGGUGGUGUCAGACGUCAAUCUUGCCAAAAUAGAUGACCAUGCAAACUUAGAGAGAGUUUGUCUGAUUGGAUGUGGAUUUUCAUCUGGCUAUGGGGCUGCAAUCAACACUGCCAAGGUCACACCUGGUUCUACUUGUGCUGUUUUUGGCCUAGGAGGUGUAGGUCUUUCUGCUGUAAUUGGUUGUAAAAUAGCAGGAGCUUCCAGAAUCAUAGCUAUUGACAUCAAUAGUGAAAAGUUUGCAAAGGCCAAAGCCCUAGGAGCCACUGACUGCCUCAAUCCUAGAGACCUGGAUAAACCUGUUCAGGAGGUCAUCAUUGAAUUGACCAAUGGAGGUGUGGAUUUUGCCAUUGAUUGUGCAGGAGGAUCUCAAACUAUGAGAGCAGCCCUGGACAGCACAGUAGUAGCUUGGGGAUCAUGUACUGUGGUUGGAGUAAAGUUUGGUGACAAAGGAUUGGAAGUUUCUCCAAUAGAGCUACUAUUGGGCCGCAAGAUAAAUGGAACAUUCUUUGGUGGUUGGAAAAGUGUAGAUUCUGUCCCAAAGCUGGUUAAUGACUACAAGAAUAAGAAAUUUGAUCUGGAUGCAUUGGUGACUCAUACCCUGCCUUUUGACAAAAUCAAUGAGGCAUUUGACCUGAUGCACCAAGGAAAAAGCAUCCGAACAGUCCUGACCUUUUGAAGAUGCCAGUAACAAUUUGGAAUACUAUUCAAUUGAAUCUGAACCUGUCUGAUUAAUAUAUUACCUGAGAGGAUGAACCAA
This is a messenger RNA of Marmota flaviventris (yellow-bellied marmot), 1292 nucleotides long. Its product is annotated as all-trans-retinol dehydrogenase [NAD(+)] ADH4. The record is from RefSeq and is a predicted model, not a curated record. Gene Ontology annotation, cellular component: cytosol. Gene Ontology annotation, biological process: formaldehyde catabolic process. Gene Ontology annotation, molecular function: zinc ion binding; alcohol dehydrogenase (NAD+) activity; S-(hydroxymethyl)glutathione dehydrogenase [NAD(P)+] activity. NCBI's taxonomy places the organism in Eukaryota, Metazoa, Chordata, Mammalia, Rodentia, Sciuridae.